This is a messenger RNA of Cololabis saira (Pacific saury), 1985 nucleotides long. RefSeq names its product tpd52 like 2b (gene tpd52l2b). The transcript has 9 exons. Gene Ontology annotation, cellular component: cytoplasm. Bases 189 to 872 code for a protein of 227 amino acids. The record is from RefSeq and is a predicted model, not a curated record. Lineage: Eukaryota; Metazoa; Chordata; Actinopteri; Beloniformes; Belonidae.
GCCGAGCUUGACUCUUGUUGUGUUCCUGUGUUCGAGCUGAGCUGGCUGUUUGGCAGGUUUGACUGCUCCUGCUGCUGACUCUCUCCUCCCGGGAGACCACUCUUUGGACAUUUCUGCUACCCCCGUUUAAGACAAGCUACACAUUUAACUCUUUCCACCAAGAGUUGCUCUUCUGUCACAGUUUCGCCAUGGACCCCGCCAGUCAAGAUAUCAGCCUGAACUCUCCUAACAAGGCUGUUAGUCUGGAUCAUCCAGACAGCCUUUCUGAUGUUCCUGUGGGAGGAGCCGUGGGGAACUUGGCGAACCCUCUGCCACCUGGCCUAACGGAAGAAGAAGCAGAGGAGCUCCACAUUGAACUAACCAAGGUUGAAGAGGAAAUCAAUACUCUGCGUCAGGUUUUGUUAGCGAAAGAGAGACAUGCCAAUGAUCUGAAGAGGAAACUUGGCCUCAGCCCACUCAACGAACUCAGGCAGAAUCUCACCAAGAGCUGGCAAGACGUACAGACCUCUAAUGCAUAUCUGUCUGCCUCAGCCACUUUGGAUGACAUUGCCCACUCUGAAGCAUACAAGAAGACUCAGGAGACUCUUUCCCAGGCUGGACAGAAGACAAGUGCAGCUCUCACUACAAUGGGCACAGCUAUUAGCAGGCGACUGGGGGACAUGAGAGCACUUCCUUUCUCUAAUUCAUUUAGUAGGAACUAUUCCAUUCGACACUCAAUAAGUAUGCCAGCAAUGAGAAACUCUCCAACCUUUAAGUCAUUUGAAGAUAAAGUUGGGAACCUAAAAUAUAAGGUUGUUGGCCCCAAAGGAAAUGGAGAAGCUAUCGGCUCACCCACUGAUACCACCCCAACUCAGGAGAACCCAUCUUUCUAAAUGCAGUGCACCACCUCCCUGCUGUCCUCUUUCACAACCUUAGACUGUACUGAUAUCAUCUCUUGGCAGAGUUGGUCCAGGUCGCUGGCACUCACCUCAGCAACUCUCCCCUCUCCAUCUGUCCAAGCAGUAGGCCAAGGCUAAAGACUCAAAGGUCUGAGUCUUAAUGUGCUUUCAUCGACAGACCCAUCACUGCUGGUCCCAUUGCUUCCAUUCUUCUGCCUUUCUGUUUUAAAUAUAUUUAUAAUGAUAAUCUGCUUAAUCGUUUACAGAAUUUGCUUGGGCAGAUCACAAACACCUGCCACCACCCCUUUGUCCAAAUUGAAUGACACUCUUUAGUCGUCUUUUUAGGGAAGUUUGUUGCUAAAUCAGGAAAUAAUGUGGCUAAAAAUGUAUGAAAAUAUCUGGACUUCAGUUACCUUAACAAGAUUAAAGUUGCAGUGCACAAGUUUUUGUUGUACGAUUCAAAGUUCAAUUUGCUUUUGCAACUGAUGGAAGAUGAGGGAUUUACAGGCUUAAGAAAAAUAGUGAUUUUUGUUGUUAGUGACCCAUCUACUUCUGUCCUCGUGUUUCUUGUUACUCUACUUAAGCAAUGCAGCCCCACUGACCACAUACCAAUGUUGUACCACCACCCACUCCCUACCCACCGGUUGCUUAUCAUGUCUGAAAUUGCCUGCAGCAUAAAAGCAGGUUUCACUGUGAGCUUUUGAAACUACUGGUUUGUCAUCGGGGUUGUGGCUCGGGACGUAUCAACACUCUUGGAUGUACUACUGUUACCAGAAUGUGUGUAUCACAUCACAUCUUAGUUAUAUCCUAAAACCCCUGCAAAGAAAACCAAGAUGAUGUGCAUUACGCACAAAAAGGAGAGAACAUAAAACCCAAAACCAUUUUUUGUAUCGUACACUAUUUUACACUUCUUUGCCUAAUGUUAUUGUUUUGCUUUUUUUUUUUUAAUCGGUGUUUAUAAAUAUGAUCAUUAUAUCUUGUCAUCAGUGCUGCCAAAUGGUAGUGAAAGUAAAUAAGGCAGGAACAGUCUGAACAUCCUUUGAAAUUGGGAAAAUCAAAGAAAUGGAUCAGUGUGUAACUUUCAUGGAUAAAAGUUUUUGUCUGUUC